This is a messenger RNA of Symphalangus syndactylus (siamang), 5290 nucleotides long. RefSeq names its product peptide YY (gene PYY). Gene Ontology annotation, cellular component: extracellular region. NCBI's taxonomy places the organism in Eukaryota, Metazoa, Chordata, Mammalia, Primates, Hylobatidae. Gene Ontology annotation, molecular function: neuropeptide Y receptor binding; neuropeptide hormone activity. Gene Ontology annotation, biological process: feeding behavior; neuropeptide signaling pathway. The record is from RefSeq and is a predicted model, not a curated record.
AGGAGUCUCCUCUGGGUGCGUUUGAGGAGAGUCAGGCCAUGAGUCAGGGGGCGGGGCCACUAGGCUCCCCCGCCCCUGGAGGAACUGAACCCACUAUCGGUCAUGGGGCCGAGACUAAAUGUGGCGGGUUGUCUUUAAUCUGCUGCCAAGGAUACCACCCUGAGUUGAAGAAAUAGCUUCCUAGAUGGCCUUCUUCUUCCAUUUUUGCCUGCAAGAGUCUAUUCUCAACACAGCUGCCUCAGUGAUUUUUGAAACGGGAAACUCAUUCAGGCAAGUUCAGCCCUUUAUGAGGAAUUCCCCUGUGGUCCCAUUCCAAUUCCUGGACCUGCUGCCACCCUCAGAACUGCAUGCUCCUUCUUCAGACUUUCUAAGAAUGACUCAGGUCAUUGGUGGAGUGAAGUCAAGAUUUCCAACUCAGUCACCUGAAGAGAUGGAGAUACCAUUCAUGGAGCUGGAGGUUCCUGGAGAUUUGGGAAUUCAGAUAACAAGCUAAGAUAAAGUGGCUGCUUUCAAGCUACAGUGGAUGAACCUAAGGGUGUCAACAGAAACUGUGUGGACCACAAAGCCUGAAAUAUUUACUAUCUGGUCCUUUACGGAGUUUGCCUACCUCUGUUCUAGAGCGAAGCCCGAGCCUCGGGUGUGCACCAUACCACAGGUAUCUGUUACUGUGUUUUGCAGAAGCUUCGGGUAAGAGGGAGGGCCCCUAGGAGCGCUCCAAUCAUAAAAAGUGAAAAUCCCUUACUUCUUGGCAUCACUGUUUCCUAAACCCACCCCCCGCUCUUCCCAAGGUGGCUUCAUGGUUUGCCUCCUCACUUCCUUCCUGGGCUCCAGUGAUCCUCCAGCGUGGUCUCCCAGCGCACUGGCAUUACAGACAUGAGCCACUACACCUGGCUCUGAUUUUUCUCUAUAGCACUUAUCAGGCAUAUUCCAUGCUUAUUUAUUUAUUUAUGUAUUUAUUCAUUUAUUUGAGACAGAUUCUCACUCUGUCACCAAGGCUGGAGUGCAGUGGCACCAUCUUGGCUCACUGCAACCUCCGCCUCCUGGAUUCAAGUGAUUCUCAUGCCUCAGCCUCCUGAGUAGCUGGGAUUACAGGCGCCCGCCACCACGCUUGGCUAAUUUUUGUAGUUUUAGUAGAGACGGGGUUUCACCAUGUUGACCAGGCUGGUCUUGAACUCCUGGCCUCAGAUGAUCCACCUGCCUCGGCCUCUCAUAGUGCUGGGAUUACAGGCGUGAGCCAACACACCCAGCCUCCAUGCUUAUUUAUUUAUUUUCCAUUUCCUGUCACUAGAAUGUGAGCUCUAUAAGGGGAAGGAUUUUGCUUAUUUGUUCACUGCUCUAUCCCAGUGCCUAGAUCAGUGCCUGGCACACAGCAGGGACUUAAUAAGUGCUUGUUGAAUGAGGAUUGAAUUACUCUUUUUUUUUUUUUGAGACAGUUUCACUCUGUCACCCAGGCUGGAGUGCAGUGGCGCAAUCUUGGCUCACUGCAACCUCUGCUUCCGGGAUUCAAGCAAUUCUCCUGCUUCAGCCUCCAGAGUAGCUGGGAUGACAGGCGCGCGCCACAACGCCUGGCUAAUUUUUGUAUUUGUAGUACAGAUGGGGUUUCACCAUGUUGGCCAGGCUGGUCUUGAACUCCUGACCUCGUGAUCCACUCACCUCUGCCUCCCAAAGUGCUGGGAUUACAGGCAUGAGCCACCACGCCUGGCCUGAAUUACACUUGCUGUAUGACAACCUGCUGUCUGUAGGACCCUGGGCAUGAGGAAAUGCCUGAGGAUGGAAAGCAGUGGAGCAGUGCUGCACAGUGCAUGGUGAUCAAAGAGAGGCCUUGUGUGUGGGGAGUGGGUAUAGGCAGGUGGGUGAUGGGGUACAGAAUUCUAAGCCUCUGGAGAUGAAUGGCAGAGGCCACACCAUCUUGAUGAGUGGCCCUUGAGCCCACUGGACAAGGAAAAUUGUUGGCUGGGGUCCAGGUCCAUGGUCUCCCUGACUUGGGGUGGCCCUGACAGGUGCUCUCAGAAUGGGGACCAAAGGAGCCCUUUGAUUCUGUCCCCUCCCCUUUGAUUCUGUCCCCUACCCUUCAAGGACAAACUGGAGGAAGGUCCUGGUCUCACUUCCACAAAAACAAUUGUUUCUGAAGUUUCCCCCUUUACACCCUAGACAUGUCUCAUGGCCUCUGAGUCAUGCAGCAGUGAUGGGUGUGGGUGUGUGUAUGGGGGGGUGGCUGAGCCCAUUGAUCGAGGGCUGAGACAGCUUCCCCGCUAAUCGACAAGUUAAUAAGCUUUUCCAUGAGGAGGUGGUGAUCAAUGAACCAAUCAGCUUGCCCCGCAAUUGGGGAGUGAAAUUGGAGGGUAGGGGUAUGAUGGAUAGAGAGGGUUUGUGGGGAUGUGCGGCUGGCUCCUGGUCCACGCUGAGACCACCUAGGGGCCCAUUUACUUUGGCUAUAAAUGAGGAAGUGACUUCUUCAGAGGUUGUAGCCCGAAUUCAGGCCAACCCAUGCCCUCUAGCUUCUACAGUGUCACUCCUCUCUUCUAUCCGUCCUUGGACCCCACACUCCCCAAGACAUGACAGGGUUCCAGGGAUGUCAGAUUCCCUGUGGCCAUCUCACAGGUUCCUUCAUCUCUGUCCGGAAUCGGUGCACUAGAAACCCCCUACCAGCACCAUGGUUAGUGCAGCCGCAGGGUCAGAAGAGCAAAUAGCCCCCUACCCUCUGGUAUCCUUGCCCCCGUUAGCCUGCAGGGUCCUUCUCUAGGCUCUGAUCCCUGGGAUCACAGAUGUCCUAACCAGCCCCCACUGCCCCCUCCAUCCUAGGGUGAGCAACUGUCUUUUGUCUUUCCAUCGAGGAAUGGAAUUCUUUGAUUUCCGCUGUCUCCCCUCCAAACAGGACAAAGCCUGUCUCUGUCUCUCUGUAUCUGUUCUGGGAACCGCUCAGACUGGGGCUCCCCUAUGACAUGGCCAUGUCUCUCCUUUGAGACUGGGGUUCUUGAAGGACAGGGGUGUGUCUUGCCCCCUGGAUGAGGGCUCCCUAAGAAGAAUGAUUUUUCUCCUCCCUCCAAGGGCAGGAUCUAUGUCCCCUUGUCCUGGUGUCCUCUUCCACCCCCAUGCUCAGCAGGGCACCCUGGUGUUUCCUGGGAUGUGGAGUCCCAUGGGGCCUGACUGGCUGAUAAGGAGCCAUUUCCGGAGAAUGCAGCUGAUUGAACCCAUAAAAUGGUGACAGAGAGCCCUGAACUCCCCAUCUCAGGAGAGCUCUAAAAAUAGCACCCACAGCCAUCUGUCCUGGGGCUGGAGGGGCUGGCUCAGAACCAAGGGCCUGGACAAGUUGGCCCUGUCGGUCCCUAUGGGCUGAUGGGACAUCUGGAAGUACUGGAGGUCUGGCCAGGCCAGGGAGAGGAAGCUGGAAGGGCUUUAUGGGGAGACCUUCCCACAGCCCUUUCCCCUCCUGGGCAGGUGGGUUUGAGGGGGUUGGCAGUCUGAAGGCCCUUCCCCUACUCGGCCUCUCAGAGUGGGUGUGGACCCCAGACUUAGUCUUCGGGUCCCUGCUCCUAGGCCUGCCUGUGGCGCCCCAAUGGCUACUGCAGGUGCUGAGCCUUUCUGCCCCUCACAAUUGAGAGGUCCUCUUCCUGGGGUCUACCUCACCCUGCUUUUCGUGUUUGAAUCGUGGGUAGCCUGGCUGCUCCAUCACCUCCCAGGGCUUCAGUUUGCUCAUCUGGAAAAUGGAGAUAAACUCAGCUCAUCGUCUUGUGAUGCCUGAAAUUAUGCACUACCUGGUGCACAGUAGGUGCUUAAUAAACACGAGUCCUUUCCUUCAAAGGAUCUGGGCUUAGAGCCCAGUGGAGACUGCCGUGGGCUGGGGACAGUGGCAUGUGCCUGGGAAGCCUUGGCAUCACUCAGGCCCAGAAGACACCAGUGCCCUGAAUGACACCUGCAUGGGGUGGAGACACUCUGCCUUGGGAGGGGGCUGUAUGCCACACAUGGCUGGAGUGGGGUCUGUGUGUGCCAGUCUGGAUACACAGGUGGCCGACUCAGCUGCUUCUGGUGGGGGGAUUGGUUUCUGCCUCCUCCUGCCUCUUUUCCAACUCUUUAAUAGAGAGAGGACAUAAUGGAGCAUUCAGAGAGGCCUCUCCCCCAAGACACCAUAAACUGCAGGUCAGGAGCCAAGGUCAGGUGCUCCCACCCUGCCUCCAGGAGAAAGACUUUCCCCAAGAGGUCCUGUCAUUCCUCAGCCCUUCUCCAAGGUAUUACUGAGCAGAGGCUGAAAAGGGUUGUCUUUUGGAAAGAGUGGUCACAGAUCCCACGGACUGGAGGGAAUGUGUCCACCCUCCCACCCCCAACUCCCACCCACGGACAGGCUAGGGAAGAUAGAAUCUCAACCCUGGUCCUAGGGGCUGCCCCAGGAGUCUAGAUCCAACCGCUUCACUUCCUCAGGAGGCUAGACCUGCCACUGGGCAGCUGUGGGGUGAACAUGGGGUUCAGACUGGGUACCCCGUCCAGUGAGACCCCGAAUCUGAGCAUGGGAGCUGCCCCCUCAGCUGCUGCGAGGUGGAGACACCACGCACUGGCUGGGUAUAAGCUCAGCGAUCUGGCCAGGGUGGAAGGAGGGAGGAAGAAGGGCCCACCCCCUGCUGGCUCCCCCUCCCCCUGGGACUCCCCCUCCCUUUCCAGGCGGGGAUAUAAGCCCCACAAGGAAAGCGCUGAGCAGAGGAGGCCUCAGCUUGACCUGCCGCAGUGCAGCCCUUGGGACUUCCCUCGCCUUCCACCUCCUGCUCAUCUGCUUCACAAGCUAUUGCUAUGGUGUUCGUGCGCAGGCCGUGGCCCGCCUUGGCCACAGUGCUUCUGGCCCUGCUCGUCUGCCUGGGCGCGUUGGUCGACGCCUAUCCCAUCAAACCCGAGGCUCCCGGCGAAGACGCCUCCCCGGAGGAGCUGAGCCGCUACUACGCCUCCCUGCGCCACUACCUCAACCUGAUCACCCGGCAGCGGUAUGGGAAAAGAGACGGCCCGGACACGCUUCUUGCCAAAACGUUCUUCCCCGACGGCGAGGACCGCCCCGUCAGGUCGCGGUCGGAGGGCCCAGACCUGUGGUGAGGACCCCUGAGGCCUCCUGGGACAUCUGCCAACCACGCCCACGUCAUUUGCAUACGCACUCCAGACCCCAGAAACCCAGAUUCCGCCUCCCGACGGCGGCGUCUGGGCAGGGCUCGGGUGCGGCCCUCCGCUUGCGUCUCGGUGCCCCCGCCCCCUGGGCUGGAGGGCUGUGUGUGGUCCUUCCCUGGUCCCAAAAUAAAGGCAAAUUCCACAGAAA